AUGACUUCAAAAGAAGAACGCAAAGUAUUGGCUAUACAGAAGAAAAAGAAACGAAAGAAUAAAAAAAAGAAUGGAACAAAAAAACCCCCUCAAGUGGUUGCAAAUGGCGCUGAACAAAUUACUUCCUCAAAAUCUGGAAAUGAAAAUAAAACGAUAGCAUCUGCAAAAGCAAGUGUUAACAGCAAUGAUGACGAAACGAAAUUGAAAAAAUCGAAAACCUUCGAUGGCAGUGUCUCAAGAGAAACUCAUAAAUUUCUUGUUGAGCCUAAGGUUACAGCAAGUGCCCUAAUGAACUCAUCAAAAACUUUGGGGAAUGGUGUUCUUCAGCAGCAGAAUCGUCCUGUUACUCCACUGAACUUUCAUGGCGCAAAUCACAGAUUUCCUUGUACCCUGUCGCCGGGUACGAAAACGAUGCUUCCAGAUAAUUCUUGUAAUGGCCCAUCAGCUGGUUCACCAAGUGCAGGGAGUGAAAGCGCUUAUGGUGAUGAUGAAAUGGAACGAGAGCAGGAGGAAGUGCUUGGAAGUGAUGAUGAAGAACAGGAGGAUCCCAAAGAUUAUCGGAAAGGAGGCUACCAUCCUGUUGCAAUUGGUGAUGUAUUCAACGGACGUUAUCAUGUGAUUCGAAAGAUGGGAUGGGGGCAUUUCUCGACAGUUUGGCUCUGUUGGGAUACAGCACAGAUGCGUUUUGUUGCGAUGAAAAUUGUGAAGUCGGCUGAGCAUUACACAGAAGCGGCGUUGGAUGAAAUCAAAUUGCUAAUGGCAGUACGUGAUGCAGACGAGAGCGAUCUAUUCCGUGAACGGGUCGUGCAACUUCUAGAUGAAUUUUCAGUAACUGGCGUUAAUGGAACGCAUGUCUGCAUGGUUUUCGAGGUCCUUGGAUGUAACUUACUAAAGCUGAUCAUCAGAAGUAAUUAUCAGGGCCUCCCGUUAGAGCAAGUGCGUGUUAUCAUUAAGCAAGUAUUGGAAGGAUUACAAUAUCUUCACGAGAAGUGUCAGAUUAUACAUACUGAUAUAAAACCAGAAAAUGUCCUUGUUACAAUGACACAUGAACAAGUGAGACGGAUCGCAGCAGAAGCGAUUUUAUCGGGCAAAAUGGGCUUAAAAUUGUCGGGAAGUGCUGUAAGUACAGCUCCGCAACAUAUGGUUAAAAAAGUUGAAGAGGCAAUGUCAAAAAACAAGAAGAAAAAGUUAAAGAAGAAACGAAAGAAACAACGGGAAUUACUAGAGCAACAGUUAGUGCAGAUGGAAGGAUUAACUGUCGAUCCAAACGUUGUGCUUUCUUCGCUAAAUCCCGAGGAACGAAACAAAUUACUUAGAAAACAGCACAGCAACGGUUAUGAUGCUAAUAUUAGCAGCCGGUAUGCAAUACCCGAAUUGUUGCGUUCUGCAGCCAUGACCACUGCGAAAAUGUCCAGUGGAAAUAAUGCUAGUAUGAGUGCAGAAACUCAUGAUAGUGGUGUUACCAAUGGUAUUAUUCGUUCAUAUGCAAGUCAUUCAGUGGGUGCUAAGCCAACAGCAGCAGUUCUGUGCAAUACGACGUACUUGAGUGUUGAUGAGCAGUAUAGAUAUAAUCAGCAUAAAUCAGAAAUAGUGGCAACGAAAGCUGAAGACGUACAAAUAAAUGAUUCCAUUGGAGAGGAUACUUCUAUUUGUCCGACUACACGGCAGAAUCAACGUACUUCAGUUGAAAUAUCACUCGAAAAUGUUGCACUCAAAGCUGUUGAAGUAAAAGAUGCAACAGAAUAUCCGCUGUUAACCCCUGCCAGUGACAAUGAUUUGGCUGUGGAAAGACCAGCCCGAUUUUUACCUCCUAUGGAGUCAGAUGCUCGUUCAGAGAGUGAAGUGAAAGAGUCAGCUCUGCAACUUCUAUUAGAAAAAGAUGGUUUGUCGCCGAAACGUUUGGAGCCAGAUUACUUAAAUCCGGCUAUUGAAAUCAGUGUUAAGCUUGCUGAUUUGGGAAAUGCUUGCUGGACGCAUCAUCAUUUUACGGAAGAUAUCCAAACUCGACAAUAUCGAAGUUUAGAAGUACUCAUAGGUGCUGGUUAUGGUCCACCAGCUGAUAUUUGGAGUACUGCUUGCAUGGCAUUUGAAUUGGCGACGGGCGAUUAUUUGUUUGAACCUCAUAGCGGUGAUACAUAUAGUAGGGAUGAAGAUCAUUUAGCACAUAUAAUCGAGCUUCUAGGAACUAUUUCUCCCAGAGUUUACAAAAAAGGAGCUCACUGGCGUGAUUUCUUUGAUAAGCAUGGGCGUUUGCUUCAUAUUCACCAACUAAAGCCGUGGUCUUUGGUGGAAGUGUUAACACAGAAAUACGACUGGCCGAUUGAAUCAGCCGGACAGUUUGCUUCAUUUCUCAUUCCGAUGUUAGCAUUUGAUCAAGAUGAGCGAGCGACGGCUCGACAAUGCUUACGGCACGACUGGUUAAAACCGAAUGGUGGUAAACCAUUACAUGCAGUGGAGAAGCAACAGGUGCAAGUGUCAUUGCAGAACGAACUACCUCCGAUUCUUGAUCCAUCUUCUCUGGAUAAGCCGCAGAGAUUGGCUGAUGACAGUGAUCAUGCGGAAGGUGAAGAAUACUUCUUGACGGAUGAAAUGCAUAGAGCUUCUCUUAUCAACGAAUCUCAGCAGUCAGUCAGCACCAACGGAGGCGAAGUUUAA
This is a messenger RNA of Brugia malayi, 2655 nucleotides long. RefSeq lists its product as uncharacterized. The coding region runs from base 1 to 2655 and encodes 884 amino acids. Gene Ontology annotation, molecular function: ATP binding; protein kinase activity. The transcript is spliced from 18 exons. The record is from RefSeq and is a predicted model, not a curated record. NCBI's taxonomy places the organism in Eukaryota, Metazoa, Nematoda, Chromadorea, Rhabditida, Onchocercidae. Gene Ontology annotation, biological process: regulation of mRNA processing; protein phosphorylation; spliceosomal complex assembly.